Messenger RNA from Drosophila rhopaloa, 772 nucleotides. Its product is annotated as heat shock protein 27. Lineage: Eukaryota; Metazoa; Arthropoda; Insecta; Diptera; Drosophilidae. Gene Ontology annotation, molecular function: protein folding chaperone. Bases 131 to 595 code for a protein of 154 amino acids. The record is from RefSeq and is a predicted model, not a curated record. The transcript has a single exon. Gene Ontology annotation, biological process: response to heat; protein refolding.
UCGCAAGUUUAAUUAGCUCAGAGCAGAAAACGCGAGUGAACGUCGCCCAGAGAACGCGAUAAGUGAAGAGUGAAUUCGAUUCUGCGUUGCUGUCCGUCCUGUUCGAGGAUUCAAAUAAAAACCUUCUGAAAUGGCUCUAGUGCCGGCUACAAACAACACGGAUUGGGAUUACUGGGACUACCGCCGUCGCCUUUGGCGCGAUUGGGACUUGAACGACUGGGACUUGCCCUACUGGAAGCGGUCAUUAUCUCGCGUGGGAUCCGCACCCGAUCUCAGUCGGGUCAUUGUGGGAAAGGAUGGCUUCGAGGCCAACGUGGAUGUGCACCUGUUCAAGCCAUACGAGAUCACGGUGAAAACAUCGGGGGACACAGUGGUUGUGGAGGCCAAGCACGAGAAGCGACGGGAUGGUGACACCUUCGUGGGUCGUCACAUUGUCAAGCGGUUCGUCCUGCCCCGAGGAUAUUAUCCCAACGACGUCCGAUCGGAACUGUCAUCCGAUGGCAUCCUCACAGUCAAGUGUCCGCCGUAUUUGACCAACGAGCGGAGUGUGUACGUCCGCCAAGUGGGUCCUUCGUAUCUAAGCAUCAAGAAUUAACACAAGUCUAUAGCAUCGUAAUUCCGUGUUUUGUUCUUAGUUAUUUUCUGUUGGAGCAAAUAUUGAGACACAAAAUUAUUGCACAUAAUUCUAAGACUAGUAUUGGACUCUUUUUGUAAUUAACAAAGCAACAUUUGUUUAGUUAAAUAAAAUAAAAGUUUAAUUUAUUAAUAAUGA